Patiria miniata (bat star) is the source of this 1788-nucleotide messenger RNA. RefSeq names its product IQ domain-containing protein K-like (gene iqck). Bases 93 to 941 code for a protein of 282 amino acids. Gene Ontology annotation, molecular function: protein binding. The record is from RefSeq and is a predicted model, not a curated record. The transcript has 7 exons. Lineage: Eukaryota; Metazoa; Echinodermata; Asteroidea; Valvatida; Asterinidae.
AAUCCAGCGGCCGAAAGCAGGCGACGUCUUUUUCAAGUUAACUUUUAACGUUAGCUUUUCUGUGUUUUACUUUUAGUUGCAAGUUCGUAACAAUGUCCAUUAUAGGUCAGAAACCGGAGGUGAAGCUAUGGGAUGAGAUUUGUAAAGAAUUUGCCUUGAUGCGACCGCCUUUUCCCAAAGAUGAUGACCAAGGCUCAGUUACCACGGAUAUCACCGAAUUCAGGCCAGAAGCUCACUCCCCGGUCAUGUUUGGGCACAGGGCCGAACGCGUAGAGGUGGACAGCCAAGCGGCAGACGAUUUUGACCCUGCCAGCUCGCAUCCUGCUUGUGUAGGCUACACCAUGAUGGAGAGACCAUCUAAGCCAGCCACGCCCCCUCCCCCUACACCCCCACCGAGAGAAACAUGUAUGCCUCGUGAAUAUUUAGAGCAUUACAUCUUCCCUGUUCUCCUUCCUGCCCUGCUGGCAAUGCUGAAACAAGCCAAGAAGGAGAAAUGCUUUGAGAGAAAGCGAUUUCGAUUCAACGGAUGCGACUAUUUGACUGAGUAUUUGUGGAGACACAACCCCAAGUAUUCUGGCAGGGAGUCGGACCAACUUGAAGAGAUUCCAUUCGUCAAACAGAUCCUUGCUGAAAAUCCCCGCCCACCCCUCCCUUUGUCGCUGAUAUGGACAGAGCACGAAGCGGCGGUCGUCAUCCAGUCAUUCUACAGAGGAUUCAAGGUGAGAAAGGAGGAUCACAUCCAGGAACUGCGGCAGUGGCAGCGAGAGUGGCACGACGAGAACGCCGACAUCAAACUCAAAGUCGACGAGUUUUGGAAGGAGCACGAGCCCGGCUCGGAGCGAGGCAGCGCAAGGAAGAUACGGGACCACAAGAGCCACAGCGCCCGGUACCCUGCUUGCUACAAACUCAGGACGUGGAGUCCGUCACCAGAGCGGAGCUAAUAUUACAAGGCAAGGGGCCAGUGACAUAAAAUAAAAUUAACAGUUUUAUCAAAAACCGUCCGUGCUUAUUGGUGAAUCCAAGCAUUAGGAAGUAAAGAAGCAGUAAAGUCUGUCUGAGCAAAAAUGGCCCAUUAGGCCGGUGUUUAUCUUCGGUUUCUGGGCAUGGAACGACUGAAAAUAUAUCUAUGUAUUCCCCCCUGGAUGGUUGGUUACUCCCCAGCUAAUGCUGGUACCCACUCCUGGGUGGAUAGAGGCAAGUUGGGGUGACGUGGCUCGCCCAAGGACACAACAUAUGGCCAGCAGCUGGAUUUGAACCCCUGACCCUCUGAUCAUGAGUCAUAAACCCUAACCACUAGGCCACACUCACCCACCGUUUUCGAACCCCUGAUCACGAGUCACAAACCCCAACAACUUGGCCACACUCGCCCACCGAAGCAUUAGGAAGCCCCUUGGUAAUGGCGGAUGCAUUGUGCUAGCUGCAUAGCGAAGGGAUUUGUUAGGCAUGGAAAAUGUUAGCUUCGCAGAAACAACAAUCUUGUGUGAAGUGUAUUUGUUGUGUCUUUUUGGAGUUUUACUGCAGACGUUUAAUGUGAAUAAAUUGCAGUGAAUUGUACAUUGGCAAAACACACGUUGACGGACACUUGAUUACAUGUACUGCUUUCUUUUGUCAUAUUACCAGGUUUUCUCGUAAAAGUUAGAUAUGAUCUUGGAAUAUUCCACAUAUUAUAUUUGGUCUUGAACAAGCUUUAAAAAGACACUGGAAAUGCACAUUAUUUACUUAUACAUACAUGAAAUUGUAAAAAGUGUGUACAUAUUUGAAUAAAUAGAAAUGAAUCACAAAAAAUUA